AUGUUUACAGCUCUGGGCUACUUGACAGCACUUGCUGCAUUGUCAAAUGUAGCAGGGGCGACAUGGAAUCGCAACGAUUAUCUGCAUAGCCCUACAGCCGAUAAGAUCCCCAAUCCCAACGCAACGGGACUGAAAUGGGAGCACGCAUUUGACAAAGCAACCUCUUUCGUAUCCCAGCUCACCCUCGAAGAGAAGGUUGGCUUGGUAUCCGGCACCGAAGGCCCUUGCGUGGGCAACAUCGCACCUAUCCCGCGUUUGAACUUCACCGGAUUGUGCAUCCAGAAUGGACCAAUGGCCUUUCAGCAAGCUAGUUAUGCCUCGGUCUUUCCAGCUGGUGUGACGAUCGCCGCGACAUGGGACAAGCGCAUUGCCUACGAGCGAGGAAGCCAGCUAGCGGAGGAAUUCCGUGGCAAGGGAUCUCAGGUUCUCCUGGGACCCGUUGCCGGUCCACUUGGCCGUUCGGCGCUUGCUGGCUAA
Molecule: messenger RNA, 477 nt
Organism: Aspergillus melleus
Lineage: Eukaryota; Fungi; Ascomycota; Eurotiomycetes; Eurotiales; Aspergillaceae
Exons: 2
Coding region: 1-477 (158 amino acids)
Biological process (GO): glucan catabolic process
Molecular function (GO): beta-glucosidase activity
Source: RefSeq, a predicted model, not a curated record